AUGCCGGGCGCCCCGGCUCUCCGCCCCGGCUCCUCGGCCUCUUCCUUGCCGACCGCCCCCGGCGGCCUGGGCGCCCGCGCGUCCCGCGGGACUCGGCUGCAGCUGCGCGCCGGGGGUCGUGGCUGCCCCCGGGAGGUCCGCACGCCCUCAGGACUUGCGCUGGCUGAUCCGCCGAGGAGUCCCGGGCCGGAGGGACCGGGCGGGAACGUGCGGAUUCGCCCCCGGUCCCGGGACAGCGCGGCGGGGCCAGCGCUCCGGGGUGGGGCUCGGCCGAGCUCGGGGCAGCGCCGGGGGCGGCGGGGCUGGGGUAGGAGAGGGGCUCCGGGCCGCCGGCGGGACGUUCCCAGCUCUGGGCUCCCCUCGGCUCGCUCGGGCCCAGCUGGGCCCGCUCGGGUCGCCGCCCCCGCCCCCCGCGCGCCCGCGCCCUCUCUCGGCCCGCGCGCGUUCCUAGGGCGCCACCUCUUUGCGACUUGCUCACUUCUCCGGCAGGUUUCCCUGAGAGCGUGUGAACAUUGCCCAGCUCGGCUUUCAACUCGCUUCCAACCUGCACCGCCCGGCCAGCAUGCCUCCCCGGCCGUGAAGCGGGGCCGCCGCCGCCCCUCUGCGCCGCUGGUAACCCGCCCUCGCCGCCACCUGGCCCUCCUGAUAGACGACACACGCACUUAA
Bubalus bubalis (water buffalo) is the source of this 666-nucleotide messenger RNA. RefSeq names its product collagen alpha-1(I) chain. The record is from RefSeq and is a predicted model, not a curated record. NCBI's taxonomy places the organism in Eukaryota, Metazoa, Chordata, Mammalia, Artiodactyla, Bovidae. Bases 1 to 666 code for a protein of 221 amino acids. The transcript has a single exon.